Messenger RNA from Microthlaspi erraticum, 762 nucleotides. NCBI's taxonomy places the organism in Eukaryota, Viridiplantae, Streptophyta, Magnoliopsida, Brassicales, Brassicaceae. The record is from the annotation of a GenBank genome assembly.
AUGGAGCGGGUGAUAUGUAACCCCGUGUCGGGAAAGUCCAUUACCAUAACCUUACCAGAAGUGAUAGCUAGGAGUAGUGGAAGAAGAGGCUAUUUUGGCUAUGAUCCGAUCAACAAACAAUUCAAAGUCUUGUGUCAUACUUAUGGAGAACUAGAAACCAAUGAUAGCCAGGUUUUGACAUUGGAGACUGGAAAUCUUAUAUGGAGAAGGACGAUGGAAUGCAAACCCCAUUCUAAAGGAUAUGGUGAAAUAUGCAUAAAUGGUGUUUUGUAUUACAAAGCUCACAUUGACGGAUCUUCUCGUAUGAUAGUUUGUUUUGACUUUAGCUCUGAGAAGUUCAGCUUUUUUAAGAUACAUGAAGACCUGGUACGUGGGACUCUGGUCAACUACAAAGGUAAGUUAGGGGUAUUAGGAAAAGAUAAGUAUCAACUUAUGUUGUGGGUUCUUGAAGAAGAUGCUGGACUUAUGUUGUGGGUUCUCGAAGAAGAUGCUGGAAACCAUAACUGGUGCAAACGUAUAAGCGUGGAGUUAAAAACAUGCGACGGAAUCGUGAACAAUCUCUACGUUGUUGGAAUGACUGGUGCAGGUGAAAUUGUGUUCUCUCCCAACUCUAGACCAAACCCUUUCUACAUUGUCUACUCCAAUAUCGAGAGGAAAGCUUUUACAAGAGUCUAUAUUCAGGGAUUUGAAGAGUUUCUUGAGCGCCGUUCAAUUUUCAGUCACAUCUUUGUAGAUUAUGUUGAGAAUUUUAAGCUUUUGUAA